Molecule: messenger RNA, 1877 nt
Organism: Hippocampus comes (tiger tail seahorse)
Lineage: Eukaryota; Metazoa; Chordata; Actinopteri; Syngnathiformes; Syngnathidae
Gene: xiap
Product: X-linked inhibitor of apoptosis
Exons: 7
Coding region: 176-1387 (403 amino acids)
Biological process (GO): negative regulation of apoptotic process; positive regulation of canonical Wnt signaling pathway; positive regulation of protein ubiquitination
Cellular component (GO): nucleus; cytoplasm
Molecular function (GO): cysteine-type endopeptidase inhibitor activity involved in apoptotic process; ubiquitin protein ligase activity
Source: RefSeq, a predicted model, not a curated record
CAUGUUGCGCACCAGUCAACCUUUGAUCAACUACUUCCUGAAAGGGUCGCGUCAUACGAUACACCUCUUUUAUGCCACUCCUGGGGAAGAUUCACAGUAAAGUUGUAGGUGGAUUAAAGCCCGACGAACUGGACAGAUAAAGUCUGAGAUAGCAAUCCCCUUGCCGGCUGCAAUCAUGUCAGACCUCAAAGAAGAUGGCAGACUCGAGAGCGAUCAUAUGGUUGACUUCUCCCUAAUGAACAACCGUCUCUACUCGUUCAACGGCUCCAGUCUGGUUGAGCAGGUGCCCGCAGAGCGACUCGCCCGGGCCGGAUUCUACUACACCGGUCACGCCGAUCGCGUCCGCUGUUUCAGCUGUGAAAUGACGGUUGAAAACUGGUGCAGGGGAGACACGCCUGUAGAGAGGCAUAAGGAGGUUUCCCCACUGUGCAAGUUCCUCAGCUGCACCCAUCGCGCUGAUUUCCAGCACAGUUCACAGUUGACAGGCUCUAGAUACAAUGAAGAAGCUGAAGAUAUGGAAUAUCGUUUGAGAACAGGCGAGGUGGUUGACGAGUCCACCUACCCAAUGAUCCCUCACAUGAGGCAGGAGGAGGCCAGACGUCAGACCUUCUCAUCUUGGCCAUCUACUGUUCCUGUGACAGCCAGAGAUCUGGCACAAGCUGGCCUUUACUACCUGGGCCAGGGUGACCGGGUUCAGUGUUUUUGCUGUGGUGGCAUCCUAGGGGGCUGGGAAGCAGGGGACACGGCCUGGGGUGAACAUGGCAAACAUUUUCCCCACUGCUUCUUCAUCCUCGGCCAUGAUGUGGGCAACAUCCCAUCCGAGGGGGGUACGGGAGUGGAGAAUCGUAGGAGUCCACCUCAAGUAAACGCUCACGUGCCUAUGGGGAGCUUCGAAGAGAGGCUACGCAGCUUUACAGGAGUUCAGCACCCUGUUGAUCAUGCUCGACUUGCAAGGGCUGGCUUCUACAGGACAGGGACAGGAGACAUGGUGAUGUGUUUUCGUUGUGGUGGAGGACUAAAGGGCUGGCAGCCUGAUGAAGACCCAUGGGAAGAGCAUGCCAAAAGUUAUCCUGGAUGCAGCUUCUUGUUAGAAGAAAAAGGACAAGAAUUUAUCAACACCAUCCAGCUACAAGAUCCUCAACAAAACAAAGCUACCUCACGUCAUCAAAAUGGAUUUACAGCAUACAAAAAUGAUGAGGACCCAUUGGAAACACUACGGAAACUGCAGAGGGAAAAACAGUGCAAAGUGUGUAUGGACAGAGAUACUUGCGUCGUCUUCAUCCCGUGCGGUCAUCUGGCCACCUGUGAGGAAUGUUCACAGACGCUUAUUAAGUGUCCAAUUUGUUGUGGGGCCAUUACACAGAAGGUCAAGACGUACAUCGCUUAAGAAAAAUAGACUUUUACCAAACAGACCUUCUGUGCUGCUGUCUCAUAAUGCCUGACUUUGUAUUUAAUUAUUAAGUGUAGAUAACCUGUAAUAUUGCAAAGGACUGUUUGACCACUAGAGUGGCUAUUGUAAGGUUAAGCAAGAGUAUAUCAUAAAAGCUUUUUUUAAUAGGUGAAUAGUUAGUACAUAAACACUGAAUGAUUUCUUCCAUUUCCAUUCCAGAUGUGCCUUGACUUAAUUUGCUUUUUAUUUGAUGUGUUUGGAAUAGCUCCAAAUUACUUGUAGUGGGAAAUACUGUACAGGUAUUUGAUUUCACGCUUGUUUGACUUUGCUUUUGUUUAUAAAUACCAUGACAUUUUGAAGAAGUCACUUAAAUGGCUAUUUGUGUUUAAAUAAAUGAUCAAUAAUGUAAGUAAUGGAUCCACAAAAACUCCCCAUAUCGCUCAUGUGAAAACAGUUUCACCAAUAAAAUUUACUAUUUGGUCAUAAA